Messenger RNA from Limulus polyphemus (Atlantic horseshoe crab), 5448 nucleotides. RefSeq lists its product as uncharacterized. The transcript has 3 exons. The annotation marks the transcript as partial. The record is from RefSeq and is a predicted model, not a curated record. Gene Ontology annotation, molecular function: microtubule binding. Lineage: Eukaryota; Metazoa; Arthropoda; Merostomata; Xiphosura; Limulidae.
UAUCUGCUCAAGAUUCUUCGUAAUCAUGUGAUGGUUCGUGUGGGAGGAGGUUGGGAUACCUUAGAGCAUUACCUCGACAAGCACGACCCCUGUCGCUGUAAAUCAGGACACAGGUUUUCGACUUCAGCGAAAUUGACCAUUUCCCCUGGAAAGAACUCUCCUUACAUGCAAGUUACUUACAGCCGACCUACCGAGCCAAACAUUCCUGGAUCCAAACCACAAAGCCCUCCCUCGUCUCCACAGACACGCCGCCGAAUGACGAACACGGCAGUUCCUCGCUUUGAUCACAAGGAUACGAGUGACUCGCUCAAACAUUCUUCAAAAUAUUCUUACCUCGACAACGAUUCGUCGUCUUGCAGUUGCGUUGAAGACAUGAGUAAACUAUGUGGACGCUUCAAACCGACUCAGGUGAACAAUGCGGAACACCUCGAGGUCGAAAGAGAGAAAAAGUGGGCCCCAUGUAAGGUAACGAAAAUGGGGAAGAAUGGAGAAGAGCCUAAAUCUGACGGUAGUCUAGCAAAUGGACAUGACUCUCUACCUUUAGAGACUGAAUACUCAAUGAGAAGAAUGAGUGCUCCUCAAGAAUCUCGAAACUCAAAGUGUAGCAAGAUUUCAGCUCCUCGACCAGGUGGAAAAACCAUAUUCCUAAACACUUCUAACCAUUAUCUGAAAACAAUAGAUACAAAGGAGAACUCCGAGAACAUGUACCCUAGCAGGAUCAUCAACAAACAAUGUGUCCCUCCACUAAGUAAUAAUGGUACAGAGCUUGACAAUAACAAAGGAAGAAGGUAUUCUGACUCUUUCAGUUCUCCACUUGAUGUUACAAAAAGUCGGCCUCACAAAAAUGGAUCCACAGAGGAUGGGUUCUUUUUAACCAGAAACAGUCUAGGUAGACAUUCUUAUAGAGCCCCGAGGACUCCCAAUGUUGAAGCUAAAAUUGGUCCUGGCUACAAAACGUGGUCAUUUCGUCAGCGUUCUCCUAGAGUUCCCCUUAGUACAGAUAUUUUUCAACAUACACCACAAAGGUCUCAAUCACCUGUAAAACCCCAAGUCCCAAGAGCAAGAAGCAUUGACUUUACUACUAGGCAUAACCCACAGAAGCAGACAGCUAGUAAAAAAACCCUACUGCCUACAGAUAAAAUGCAAAAACUCCUGAAGGACGUCAACUUUGAUACAGACCACGACUUCCUGGCUGAAAUGGAAAAAUUCAUUGAAAGUUAUAAGGCAAAAGUAGAAAAAAAGUUGAAUGAAGAACAAGCGUCGAAUCUUUCUUCUAAUUUGAAUAAAAAAUCAACACAUUCUAACGAACCAGAUCUUCCUGAUGAAGAACAUUCUAGCCAAAGAACUUGUUUUCAACAAGCUAUGCCCCCCAAGGCAAGAUCUCAGAGUACUGGUUCUUCUAAAAUCCCAAUGUCCAUCAGAUACUAUAAACGAGAGUGGUAACUUUGGGUGUUUUGUUCUGAAGAGGUGUUAAAACGGAGUACUGAGUACAAAUUACUGUCUCUGACAGUCACUCUUCUGUUCAAAGUUUCUAUGCUAUAAAAACACCUUUUCAAAAUAUAUUGUCAUCAAUAGAUAUAUAAUAAAAACUGUUUACUAUUCAGGUAGAAGCGAAAUGCUAUUGUUUAAUUAGAUCAUGCUGGACAAAAUGACGGGUAUUGUAUAUUGUGACUUUUACCAUAGCAGAAAUUCUCAGAUUACAGCUGCAGCUAUGGUGUGUAUUGGACAGGAGUCAACUUAAUAGUAAAUUUACAAACAACGAUCUGUAAGCAUGAUGAAUUGGUUUUAUUUUAGAGAACUUGUUACAUGCUUGGACGGAAAAUUGGUUUGUCGUAUUCAUUGUUUGUCAAUUUACUAUUAUACUAGCAUAAAGUGCUUCCGUGAACAAGGAGUCAACUUGUUAUGAUUAUAUUUCACAUCAAAUUAAACUGUUUGCAGAACAAAUAAUAAAUGAAAACCACGAAAAAAAUCAUUGUCUUGCUUAUGGAAUAAACGUAGCUUGUAGUAAAAAUAGAACUUAUACUUGAGGAUAAUCUAAGCAAUAAGAAUAAGAUCUACGAUGUUAUUUUCCCAUGUUUGUUUGUAAACCUAGAGAGAGAGAGUUUGUAAACUCUGCUCUCCAGUGAGACACUUUUUCGGCAACUAAGACUGGUAUCCUAUUAGUAAAAAUAUGCGAAGGAACUAAUUAACAUAAAAUAAUUAACAAAUUUACAUAUGAUGAUUUUAUCUACUAUAACACUACUGAAGGAGAAGAACAGAAAUUUUGAAAUCUAUAUAAUAGUUUUGUAAGUUGAACUGUCGGAUUAUUUCGGUCCUUUUGCUUCGUUAACUAUGACUUAAAAAUUCUACAUUUGUAAACAUUUGUUGUAUUUUAUUAUUACUCUUUUUUUAAGAUACAGUAGACCAUAUUUUGCUUAAAAACAAAUAAUUUAAAAAUAAUUUUCAUACCACUUUAUAGGAGACAUCACUAUCUGAGUUUACAUAUUGAACCUUAGGCUCCUUAAUUUCUACCUGUAACACAUUCUUAUUCCUAAAAGAUAUGGCGUCAUUAUUUUAGCCUACAAGUUCAAUACAAAAGCAAGACUUGUUAAUCGUCACAAAUCUUACCUUUAUAUCAAGAAGUUGCUAUGAUAACGUUAAUUGAACAUGCAGGAGGGACUUUUUAAUGUUCACAGUCACCAUGUUCAAAUUGGGGUGGGGUGGGAUAUCAAGUCUUCAUUAGUUUAAGAUACGUGUUAAAUGUACAAAUGAGCUUUUUUUCAUUUUCGUGGUGAAUGGGGCCACCUUCUCUGAAAUCAGGGGUUGAAAAUUGAAAAAGAUAUAUUGAUUUGUUAAUCUUGAGAUCUGUCUUUUAGUAAUGUCCAAAUUUACCAAAAAAAUCAAGAAAAAAAUGUCUUAAUUAACCCAUAUGGAAGAUUUAUCUUCCAGUGAGACAGAACCACUGAUUUAUUGCAGGCCUUGUUCCAGUUUCUCUCCCUUGGGGGUUGGGGUGGUAUUGGAACUUUUGUUGAUUUAGAAAAUAUCAUUCGAUGUUGUUGUUGUUUUGAAAUUAAUAAUAAAAUAUUUUUAAAUCGCUUGAGAGAAUAAACUUAGGUAGACCAGAAUGAAAUUUAGGACUGUAUGGCCCACCCCAGCAACCCCCUAGCGCCGACCUUGGUCUGUUAUGUUAUGAAGUAAUUUUUACAUUUUUCGCUAAAGUUUGAUGUUCUUCCUUCAGGUAAAAUGCGUUUGUUCUAUUAUUACGGCAAGAUAAUCGGAACUGAGAUGUAAUGUUAGAAUACACCUGUUUCACUGUUACUGUAGGCCAAUCGGAAUGGAUAUGUAAUGCUAGAAUACGCCCAUUUCAUUAUUAUACUUAAAUGGGUUGAGAGAUAACGUUAGAACACGCACAUUUCAUUAUUAUACUUAUAUGGGUUGAGAGGUAACGUUAGAACACGCCCAUUUCAUUAUUAUACUUAUAUGGGUUGAGAGAUAACGUUAGAAUACGCCCAUUUCAUUAUUAUACUUAUAUAGGUUGAGAGGUAACGUUAGAACACGCCCAUUUCAUUAUUAUACUUAUAUGGGUUGAGAGAUAACGUUAGAAUACGCCAAUUUGAUUAUUAUAUUUGGAUGGGUUGAGAUGUAAUGUUAGAAUAACCCUCUUUCAUUAUUAUUUAAGAUAAUCGGACAUAAGAAGUAACGGUUAAAUGUUAACGUCAUCGUGUGUAAGAACAUUUCUGUAACACAAAGUUUCACAAAUGUUACAGCAGCAGUGCAGAAACAAAUCAGGCUUUUUUUUAUUCUUUUGUUUUUACUUCUCUCUAAACAUUUGAGAUAGAAACUUGGCUAGAAGUAAAAUAAUUCCUUACGAUAACUUUAGUGUGCUUAAUUAUGCAGAUAAAUAAUGCUCGAACAAGCAAAAUUUAUAUGUGAUAUCUAAAUACCAACUAUAAUAUCCGCUAAUGAUUUCGAACAACUAAAAGAGUGAGAUCUAUCUGGUCGAAACAUGACAGAUACCCAGAUAACAGAUACCCAGAUUACAGAUACCCAAAUAACCAGGUAACAGAUACACAGAUACUCAAUCAGCAGAAAGACUACACAUGUUUAAUUUUUUGUUUUUUCUAAUUUCCAUGAAAACAAAACAAAAGUACAUAGAUUUAAUGAGUAGACUUCUAUCUUUUAAUACCACUACGUAUUUUACUAUCCAAACGAUGGCCUGAAACUCUUAUUCAGUCCCAAAGUUUUAUGUAUCUAACACUUUCCAUUUUGUGUAUUUUUAAUGUUUCUACAAAAUAAUCUCGAGAAUUUAAAACCCACGUGCAUGCUGUUUUUAUUCCUCUGGUACAUAAAUAAUUGAGCAGAAAACCAAGCUUCUUGUUUUAUAUCAAGUUCAGAAUUAUUUUAGGGUAUUAAUACUUGUACGACAUUCAGUAGCGUACAUGAAUAUACUAAUGUUUGAAACUGUUCUGUAAAUUAUGUAGUAGUAGUAGCAGUACAAAGUAAGUUGCUGAAUAUUAUGACGACUUGUUAAAGUAUUCUUUGUAAGCAGGAAUAAAUCAACUUAAUAUGAUGUAUCGAAUUCAGGGUAUCAUUCACGUUUUCAUCAACGCUCAUGUGAAGUUCUGUGAUUCAUUUUUUGAAGGUAAUAUUCGUUAUUACUUUAAAAUAUUGUUCGUUUAAGGCUGGUAUCGAAUUGAUACCUUUAAUGUCAUACGAUUAAGAAUGAAAAGGCAUAUCUUUGUGUUCUUUGUUGCUGAUUACUUGGAUGGUGUUAAAUGGCUUAUCUAUGCUCUGCUCACCAUGGGUAUCGAAACCCGAUUUUUAGCGUCGUAAACUUGCAGACUUACCACCGAGCCAAUGGGGCACUUUGGGUUCUCACAGAUGUGUUAAUGUCAUGUCUCCAAACUGUAAUUAGGUUAGACGAGUAACAAAAAAAAGUAAAGUUUAAUACAAUUUGCAAGAUACGAGUGUGAAAGUUUUAGAUGUUGAACAGAGAGUUUGAAAUGUAUUGGUUAUAUUACUUUGCUCUGUCUUGAAUUGCUUCGAAAGUGAAUAUAUAUAUAUAUAUAUAUAAGUAAUAACAAAAACAUUUUGUAAAUGUAAAAUGAUGUUGGGAUGACAGUGCCAAAAAGAAUGCAAACAAGAAUAUAGGGAUGAUAAGCUAUAUGUAAUUCAUCCCCACUAGGACUUUCAAUAUUAAAAUUUAAUGUUACACUGUAAAAUGCACACUUGACUUUAAUAUUACUACAGUUGGAAGUUGUAUAUUCCUGACUGUUGUUAUGCAGUUUGUUUAUCAUAAUAUCAUGGUCAUGUCAGGGUAGGCAUCAAUAUAUUGUAACUAAGAGUUAGGACUUACAUACAAGGAAAACCGUGUUGAGUCAGAACAUGUCUUGAUUAUUACAGACUAUAACAGACUCUCGCUACGGCGUCGGUCGAAUUGACUUAUUUUGUGACUUUUUUUCCCCUGAC